Molecule: messenger RNA, 1701 nt
Organism: Fomitopsis serialis
Lineage: Eukaryota; Fungi; Basidiomycota; Agaricomycetes; Polyporales; Fomitopsidaceae
Product: P-loop containing nucleoside triphosphate hydrolase protein
Exons: 8
Coding region: 1-1701 (566 amino acids)
Biological process (GO): vesicle transport along actin filament; actin filament organization
Cellular component (GO): cytoplasm; actin cytoskeleton; myosin complex
Molecular function (GO): microfilament motor activity; actin filament binding; ATP binding
Source: RefSeq, a predicted model, not a curated record
AUGGACGCGAUGUGCUCGAUGAAGCACAAGUUCAUCGAGUACAAGUGGCUCUGGCCGGUUGGCGUGCCAGAGCUCCGCAAGGUUAUGGACGCGGAAUGGAGCGUCCUUCGGAUGCCGGACGGCGAGGACAAGUACGUCGACCUUGUCGUCCGCCCGCCGCUGGGAGCACCUGGGUGCCUGGUCCGUUGGGCCUUGGAUGGGACUUUGGUGGGCGGGGCCGACAAACAGAACGCAAUGGAGGCCGAUGUUGAGGACGAGAAGGACGAGGACAUUGCCUUGGACGAGGACGUGGAGUUGGACCGUGAGCUGGGCUGGUGGGAGCCGGGCUGGUGGGAGCGCAACUGGGAGAUGACUGCAACUGAGCCAGGGAAGAAGGGCUCGAAGCUCGUCAGCCAAGUCCCCGCCGCUGAGUUCGUCCUCGAGACGCUCGGAAAUGCACGCACGCUCUUCAAACCCUGUUGCCUCGCGGUUCAGUUUGCGUGGCUCAACGAACACAUCAAUCAGCGCCUCUGCCGCGACGAUUUCAACACCUUCAUUGCCGGCCGUAAUUCCCUCGACCAGUUCUGCGUCAACUUCGUGAACGAGCGGUUGCUGAACUUCAUCCAAAGCAAACUGUUCGAGAACCGUGUCGUUGAGUACAAUAAACAGGCCCGGCGGCCUCAUCCAUAUCAUGGACGACCAGGCCCGCCGCAUGCCGAAGAAGAGCAGGCAUACGAUGGUCGAGGCGUUCACGAAGCGGUGGGGCAACCAGUCAUCGUUCAAGACGGGCUCCAUCGACCGGGCUGCCCGACGUUCGCGGUCAACCACUUCACUGGCCCCGUCGCUUAUUCGUCGGAGAACUCCCUCGAGCACAAUCUUGAGGCACUGAACCCUGACUUCGUCUCGCUCCUCAGAAGUACGAGCGCGGGCGAGGGACCCCCGGCGGACGGUUCGGGUUCAUCGAACCCCUUCGUCCGCAGCCUGUACUCCGGCAAGGCGAUCGGGGCGCAGGCGCACCCGCGCAAUGAGGACACCAUCUUGUCCGCGCAGCAGCCAGUGAAGCCCAAGCGCGCGCCGUCCGUCCGCGGGAAGGGCACCGUCAAACGCAUGCCAACCGAGCCGCUAGGUACGGCGGUACAAGCCAGCGGGCCACCGUGUGUGGCGGGCGAGUUCCGGUCCGCGUUGGAUACGCUGUUCGAGACGCUGGAGGAGAUGCGGUCAUGGUACGUGUUCUGCGUCAACCCCAACGACUCUCAGCUCCCAAACCAGCUCGAGGCCCGCUCGGUCAAGGGCCAGUCUCCGUAUGAGGGCGGUUACAACGAUCCGUUCGGUCAGUCUAACCAGCAGCUGCCGCUAGUGCAGAACACCUCUCCGAGUCCGUUCCAGCGCGGGGACAUGUACGAUGACUUUGACGAGAGGAAGUCCCUGCGCUGCCUGCUAGCAUGGGUCGGUCGGAGGAAGCGUCCUGACAUCCAACAAGCGCGGCGAGAGAAGCUGGCGCUCAACAUGCUCAUCUGGUUCGUCUGCGGUUGUGUCGUUUUCGUCAUCAUCAUCUUCGACGCAUUCGUUGAAGAGCAGCCCGAACUUCGCGGCGACGUCUUUAAUCUCACAGAAGCUGCCGUGAUGCAUCUGACUGUCGUGCCCGUCGUAGCAGAGAAGUCGGACCUCAACUAUGGUGUGGCCCCGGAUGAUCUCUCAACGUUGCUGACGCUGUCGGUUUAG